This is a messenger RNA of Aspergillus glaucus CBS 516.65, 1524 nucleotides long. RefSeq lists its product as uncharacterized. Bases 302 to 1474 code for a protein of 390 amino acids. Lineage: Eukaryota; Fungi; Ascomycota; Eurotiomycetes; Eurotiales; Aspergillaceae. The record is from RefSeq and is a predicted model, not a curated record. The transcript has 3 exons.
GCUGCAUAUGACCGGGCAGAUAGACAGUAUACAGGGCAGUUGACUUUAUGAGAUCGUUUUAAUUAUAGGCUCCCUUACUUGACACUUACGCGAUCACAACAAUGCCAUUUUGAGAAAUGUCGUUGAGGAAGAAAAGGUAUAUAAGGGCCUGUGUCGGUGGUCGAUAUCGGUUUCUCAUCAUCAUCAAAAACCAUCUCUCUUAUAUAUAUUUCACUUUCAGCUCUUGCAUAUUUUUCCACUCCGUCAUUCGUUUCAACUGUAUAUUGUGCACUUUCGGUACUUAAUUCUUAAUUAGAACAAAAUGCAACUCUCCAUCGCUACCCUCACUGCCAUCGUGGUCACCCUGGCCAACGCCGCCCCCAUCUCCCCGGCUGACCAAAUCGCUGCCAUCGUCGACGGCAAGCCUCUCCCCCAGCACCCCGCUCACCACGAGGUCAACAAGGACAACUCCAAGGACGUUGUCGACCUCCUCGGUCACGCCCAGCUCGUCAACGGCGAUGGUCUCAACGUCCUCGGCGGCAAGGCCAACGGCGGCAUUUCCAAGCGUCAGGAGCUCGAGCGCCUCUACCCCGAGCACUACGGCAGCGUCGAGUCGAGCAAGGACAACAGUGAGGACAUCCUUGAUGUUCUUGGCCACGCUAAGCUCCUGAACGGCAACGCCAUCAACCUCCUUGGUGGCAAGGCUAAUGGCGGUAUCUCGAAGCGUCAGCUUGGUGCUCUGGAUGGUUUGCUCGGCGGUGGAUCGCGCAAGCGCCAGGUGAGCAGCGACAACAGCAAGGAUGUCGUCGAUGCUCUUGGUCACGUUCAGGCUCUGAACAAUGAUGGUAUCAACGUUCUCGGUCACUCCGCCAACGGCGGCAUCGGCAAGCGUCAGGUCAGCAGUGACAACAGCAAGGACGUUGUUGACGCCCUCGGCCACGUUCAGGCUUUGAACAACGAUGGCAUCAACAUCCUUGGCGGCAAGGCCAACGGUGGCAUCGGCCGACGCCAGGUCAAUAGUGACAACAGUGCUGACGUCGUCGAUGCUCUCGGUCACGUCCAGGCCCUGAACAACGAUGGUAUCAACGUUCUCGGUCACUCCGCCAACGGCGGCAUCGGCAAGCGUGGCAACAAGGACAACAGCCAGGACGUCGUCGACCUCCUGGGCCACCUCCAACUCCUCAACGACAGCGGCCUCAACGUCCUCGGUGGCUCCGCCAAUGGCGGUAUCGGCAAGCGCUCCGACAUCGACAACAGUGAGGAUGUCGCCGACGUUCUCGGCCACGCCAAGCUCCUCGACAACGAUGGCAUCAACGUCCUCGGUGGCUCUGCUAACGGCGGUGCCGCGCACAAGCCCGAGCCCAAGCCCGUCGUCAUCAAGGAGAAGGAGCAGCACCACCCCGAGCACCACCCCGAGCCGGACCACGUCUCCAUCGUUGGACCUUCUUUCGAGGCUAACCAGAUCCAGCAGGUUCGUCAGCAGAACCACCAGUAAGAUGGUGCGUCUCGCGACUGUAGGAAUAUAUAGGGGCGGGUAGCCUCCGG